Molecule: messenger RNA, 1834 nt
Organism: Prunus persica (peach)
Lineage: Eukaryota; Viridiplantae; Streptophyta; Magnoliopsida; Rosales; Rosaceae
Exons: 2
Coding region: 886-1716 (276 amino acids)
Source: RefSeq, a predicted model, not a curated record
GCUUUUAUUUUUUUCUUUUAUAUAUUAAUGGUGAGUUAGCUAAAUAAAAAAUGAAGCAAGCGGCUUGAGUAAAAAAGAAGACACGACCAAGAAGAAAAAAAAUAAAUAGUUGGCAAAAAAAUAAAUAAAUAAAUAAAUAAAUAAACAAAUAAACAAGUGGGUCCUAAAGAAUUUUUUGUUAUUCUUAUGCAAGCGGCUUGUAUGUGUUUGACUAGUCAUCUUUUGUGCAUCAUGAGAUCUGCCAGCUUAUUUGCAUUUCCAGUUGGGUCUUAAAGAAUUUUGUCUUAUUCUCUUUUAUUCUUUGGCUGCCAAGUGCCCUUUCCUGACCUAGGAAUUUUGGGUUAAAUAGCCCUACAGUGUUUUGACAACCGUCACUUACAAAGAGAGGCUUUUGAGAGGUUUCUAUUUUCCUUUGCAUUUUUCCUCUGUUAGUGAGCUUUGCAUCUAUCAAAAAUGGGUUUUUCAAAUCGAUUCUGAAGCUGCUUUAAAGAUUAAAAUCUAUAUCUAGAAUAGUUAAACACAUACUCAUCUAGAUCUAGGUUAGAUUCUUUGAUCGGUUUCUUCAAGAAUGGUUUGCUGAAGAAAUCGAUUCUUUCUUUGAAUCUCCAGUUUCUUUCAUUUGUCCUUCUAGAGCUGAGCCGCUGGUGCCAUGGAGUGAUGGAGCUGAAUAAGGAAGUUGCCACUACCAUGAAAGACUAAGUUGCUAGUUCUUGCUGAGCUUGGAGAAGUUGGUUGCACAAAGAGGUAUAGCUUUUCCUAAAUUGAUACAGGAGUCUUGAGCUUGUGGUUGUAAUCUUUGUAAGAACCUUCUUUGCUUAGUAGAUUGCCUGGUCAGAUGAUGACCUCCAGUUUUUCCUAAUGGUGGGUUUAUAGCUCCAGCCAGUAAUGGAAGAAGACGACGGCAGCAACAGAUAUGGUGCCACAAAUGAAAUUAUAGACCUCGAUGGCGCAGCUGAUGUUGGUAUUUUUGAGCCCCCCAACUCAGAUGUCAACUGGAGCAACGCCGUCCAAGGCCAAGGUGGCGGAAGAGGAGAGUCAGAUGUUGGGAUUUCAAGCUGUAACAACUUAGUUGUCGACUGCAGCAAUGGCGGCCAAUCCAAUAUUUAUAAAAAUAAAAUUACCGCAAAAAAAGGAGAGUCAGAUGUUGGGAUUUCAAGCUUUAACAACUUAGUUGUCGACUGCAGCAAUGGCGGCCAUGGGCAAGGUAGCCGUGAAUUCGAAGGUAUCUGUCACAACAUUGAUUGUAAUGAAAUUACUGCAGAUAGAUCCAAAAACGUUGGGUGUGAAAACUUUGGCAACGUCAACUACAACUGCAAGACUACUAGUACUAAAGAUCACGGCAAAGCAGCAGGUGGCUCAAGUUCCGCCCAAGGCCAAGGUGGCGGUGGAGGAAAGAAACCCGAGCGUGACGGUCUCAACAUUCAUCGCAAUAACAUUGCAGGAGAUAGAGUUCCGAAAGCGUACCACAACUUCAGCAACUUCGAAUGCAACUUGAAGACAACUAAUACUGAAGAUGACGGCAACACCAACGAAUCCAAUAUUUCUAAAAAUAAAAUUACAGCACGCUAUGGGUCCUCAUAUGUCGGGAUGUUCAACUUUCACAACGUCUACGUCAAUGCCGGCCAAGGUCAAGGUGGCUGUGAAGGAAACGAGAGCUUCUUCAAACACAAAGGUAUAGGGUUGAUGUUGCCAUUGGACUCCUCCGCAUUUGUAUAAACUCUUUGUAGUUAUUGUAAAACCUAUUAGACGGCCUACAUGAGUAAAACUUUCUUUUCUCCACCACAGGUCUCAUUGGGUAUUCUGUUUUGUUUGCUGCAUGUAUGUGUUUUUGACA